GCUUGGCCUCGCAAGCAGUUUUUGAUCUCGCGCCUCACAACAUGGCGGUAGCAAUACCUGCUGUUUCCGCAUUCGCGGAAGCAUGCGUAACCAGCAGGGCAGACAUGUGGUCAACAAAUCGUGGGCAUAAUUCCCGCAAGAGGCUCUCAGGCGCUCAAUGGCGACCGCUUGAUCGCCCCGGCACUCAGGAGCCUGCAAAACGCUCGGGCGCGCAGAGGCCUCUGCAGGGCGCUCCGGCGCUCAGAAGCCUCUGCAGAGCUCCCAGGCGCUCAAAUGCCUCUGCAGUACGCUCAGGCGCUCAGAAGCCUCUGCAGAACGCCCAAGCACUCAGAGGCUCCUGCAGAGCGCCCGGGCACUCAGAAGCCUCUGCGAAGUGCCGGGCGCUAAGAAGCCACUGCAGGGCGCUCAGGCGGCCACGAUCCUCUGAAGAGCGCCCGGGCGCUUAAGAGUUUCUGCAGAGCGCCCAGGAGCUCAGAAGCCUCUGCAGAGCUUCCAGGCUUUCAAAAAUGGUGGCAAAGCGCCCAGGCGACAACAAUCCUCUGCAGAGCGCUCAAGCGCUCAGAAGCCUCUGCAGAGCGCUCAGGCGGUCAGAAGUCUCUGCAGAGCGUCCAGGCGCUCAGAAGCCUCUGCAGAACCCUAUGGCGCUCAGAUGCCAGAGCGCUCAGGCGCUCGGAAGCCGGUGCAGGGCACUCAGGCGCUCAGAAGCCUUUGCAGAGCUCUCGGGCGCUCAGAAGCAUUUGCAGAACGCCCGCCCAGGCACUCAAAGGCCUCUGCAGAACGUUCACGCGCUCAAAGCCUCUGCCAAGCGCUCAGGCAUUCAGAAGCAUCUGCAAAGCGCUCAGGCGAUCACAUGCCUCUGCAGAGCGCCCAGGCGCUCGGAUGCCUCUGCAAAGCGCCCAGGCGCUCAAAUGUUCUUUUCUUCCAGAGCGCCCCAGCGCUCAAGCGCCUUUCCUCCGCAGAGCGCUCAAGCGCUCAGAAGCUUAUGCACAGCGCCCGCGCGCUCAGAAGCCUCCUCAGAACCCUAUGGCGUUCAGAAGCCUCUGCAGAGCGCUCAGGCGCACAGAAGUCUCUGCAAAGCGCCCAGGCGCUCAUAAGCCUGUGCAGAGCGCCCGCGCGUUCAGAGCAGAGCGCUCAGGCGCUCGGAAGCCUCUGCAAAGCUUCCAGGCGCUCAGGAGCCUUUGCACAGCGCCCAGGCACCCAGAAGCCUCUGCACAGCGUCCAGGCGCUCAGGACUCUGCAGGGCGCUCGGGCGCUCAGAAGCUUCUGCAGAACGCUCAGCCGCUGUGAAGUCUCUGCAAAGCGAUCAGGCGCCAAGAAGCAUCUGCAAAGCGCUCGGGCAAUCAGAUGCUCUUGCAGAAUGCCCAGGCGCUCAGAAGCCUCAGGCGCCUCUGCAGAGUGCGCACGCGCUUUUGAAGACUGGUUGAAAUCUGGUUGCAAAAAGCCCCGUCUGGGUUGUAAAGUGGUCGCUC
Molecule: messenger RNA, 1469 nt
Organism: Prorocentrum cordatum
Lineage: Eukaryota; Dinophyceae; Prorocentrales; Prorocentraceae
Source: the annotation of a GenBank genome assembly